GCACAAUACAUACGAAGAAAAACUAUUGUCGCGAAUAGUGUGCUGUGCUUUUAUUAGUUAAUAAAUAAAGAAUAUAAGUUGUGCACAAUAAAACUAAACAGUUUCCUCAGUGCAGGUGUUUCGUUUGUUGUUCCACAGGUCGCGGUUACCCUCGUACCUGCCGCUGCCGCCGUUAUCGUCGCGUAAUUGUAUACGCCCGCACUCCCUCGUCGCGUACGCUCACUCCCACCAAGCAACAACUCUGAAAUCGUGGACGCCGCCGCAGCCGAUCCCGUCGCCGUCAUGCCCGGAGCCGGCACGUUCAAGUUGUUCAUCGGUAAUCUCGAUGAAAAAACGCAAGCGACCGAGCUUCGCCCGCUCUUCGAGAAAUACGGUACUGUCGUCGAAUGCGAUGUGGUGAAAAAUUAUGGCUUUGUUCAUAUGGAAACUGAACAGCAGGGUCGCGAAGCCAUACAAAACUUGAACGGUUAUGUUUUGAAUGAUAACGCCAUCAAAGUGGAAGCCGCCAAAAGUCGACGCGCGCCCAAUACACCCACAACGAAAAUCUUCGUUGGAAAUCUAACCGAUAAAACGCGAGCGCCCGAGGUGCGCGAAUUGUUUCAGAAAUACGGCACCGUCGUUGAGUGCGACAUUGUGCGCAACUAUGGCUUUGUGCAUCUGGACUGUGUAGGUGAUGUGCAGGAUGCCAUUAAGGAACUGAACGGUCGCGUUGUCGAUGGUCAACCUUUGAAGGUGCAGGUGUCGACAAGUCGAGUGCGCCCAAAGCCGGGCAUGGGCGAUCCGGAGCAGUGUUAUCGUUGCGGCCGUUCCGGUCAUUGGUCGAAGGAGUGUCCGCGCCUAUACGGCAGCGGUGCGGGUGGACGCGAUCCACCACCUCCGCUGAGCGCUGGCGGCUACAGAGAUCGCAUGUACGGUCGUGAUCCGUAUCCGCCUCCACCGCCGCCGCCGCCAUUCCUGCGUGAUCGCAUCAUGGAUGGCUUUAGGGUAAAUGCUGAUAUAUAUGAUUAUGACUACUAUGACCGUCGUUUUGAAGAUUCGCGCGAUCUGUACGAACGUCGUUAUCAAAGCUCACGUAUGCGAGACUUUCCACCUCCACCAAUUUCCCGACGAGAGCCCAUGCCGUUACCGCCUCCGCUAAGCGGCAGCUUGCGGUCGUGCAGCGUGUCUCGAGGCUAUGAUACAAUGUUUAGUCGCCGCUCACCGCCGCCCCCACGAAGCAGCAAUGGCAUGAGCCGCUAUGGUUCUCCAACGCCUCAUAGCUACGAGGACUUUAGCCGCGAUUCGUUCGAUGAACGGAUGAUUUCAUCGCGUGGCAUGCGCGGUCCCUCACCUCCGGGUCGUCGUUAUGCGCCCUACUGAGAUGAGUUUUCCUACUACGGCAGCAGCUGAGUAACAGCCGCAGCAGAUUUGGGCGCUUUUGAUACAAUUGCGCAUCCCUGCCUACCGCUAUAUUAUUGUAACAAUCCUUUAACCGGUGCGACGUACUUCAUCAUUUGCUGGUCGUGGUCGCCAACGCACUACCAACAACACCGGCAGCUGCCGCCAUUUUCACAAAUGUGGCCACCAUUUGGUAAUCCACAUUCACACAACCACAUCUAAAUCUAAAUUAAACAAAUGAAAGCAUUAUUCAUAGCAUGUUAGGUAUUCAUACUAUCUACAUACAUAUAUAUAUAUAUAUACGAGUAUCGGCAAACUUUGUUUGACUGAAGAUCUUAUGGCAUAUGGAUUGUACUAAGCAAUGGACUUCAUACACAUCCCUUUUUAAAAACGUAUGCCUGACUUGACCACAUUGUGUUGGGAGUACUGACGCUACGCAAUUUUAGUCUUGCUUUAAAACAUCGGACAGACCAUUCGCUGUAUAGGUUCGACUUUAAGCGCAUAUACAAAAAGUGUUACAAUGUGUGUAAUUCAACUUGUCAAUAAAAAAAAAAACUGGAUAAACA
Molecule: messenger RNA, 1943 nt
Organism: Scaptodrosophila lebanonensis
Lineage: Eukaryota; Metazoa; Arthropoda; Insecta; Diptera; Drosophilidae
Gene: lark
Product: RNA-binding protein lark
Exons: 4
Coding region: 283-1359 (358 amino acids)
Cellular component (GO): cytosol
Molecular function (GO): zinc ion binding; mRNA binding
Source: RefSeq, a predicted model, not a curated record